Molecule: messenger RNA, 1920 nt
Organism: Salvia hispanica
Lineage: Eukaryota; Viridiplantae; Streptophyta; Magnoliopsida; Lamiales; Lamiaceae
Source: RefSeq, a predicted model, not a curated record
AUGGUGGUCUUUGACAAGCAUUUGGACAUCAUAUGGAUAGGAGAACCUUUGCUCGAAUCUGACCCCAGUUGCGGCUUGGCUCUUUGUGACCUCUUUCACCUCACUUUCCUUGGUUUAGCGCUACCCGGAUUCGUAUCAUGUAGUGUUGAGAGUUCGGAUUUUGGCGGCUUGCAAAAGUUGACUCUAGAUGUCAGUGGAGAGACUGGUGAUUUUAUUGAAGGGAAGCUUAAUACCAUCUUGGGAGUUUGUUGCAAAUCACUUACUCAGUUAUGCUUACGGGGAAACGAAUUUUGGAAGCAGGUGCCAGAAUCAAUGCAAUAUCUCACUGCUCUUUCCAAGCUAGAGUUACAGAAUUUUGGGAUUGAAGAAUUGCCUGAAUGGUUUGAAAAACUCUCGCCACUAAGACAGUUAUCUCUGUCCAGUUGCAGCAAGUUGAAGCAUCUGCUCUCAUGGGAGGCAUUAGAGUGUCUCACUGAAUUACGACGUUUAGAUGUUAUCGAGGUCGAUACCCACACAAAUGAAAUCUUGGAAGGAGAUAUUUCUUUUGCGGCCAAUGAAGUACUUAUUAAUAGCCUUGUCAACACUUUCAAGCAAGAGUACUCUUCCUAUGGAGGUUACAAACAGCUGCGGUCACAUUUGGUCACUAUGCAGAGUUACUUGAAUGGCGUUCUGAAAAACUCCAUUUGCGAAGACAUUGAUGUGCAGAUCUGGUUGAGGAAUCUUCAAGCCGUGGCUUUCAACGCUGAUGAUGUUUUAGACGAACUCAACUAUCAUGCCAAUUAUAAGGUCCAAUCAAGCUUCUCAUUCUUUAAUGCACGUCAACCAACCAAACAAACACGUCAAGGAAUUUCUCAGUCUUUAAUGCACGUCAAAGAAAUCAAUGAGAAAUUCGUCGGUAUGAUCGAGAAGGCAGGUCAGCUUAAUGUUCAAAGAAAAACCGUGACACUGACAGGACCUGCUGCUUCAAGUGCUUCCUAUAAUUCAGUCAUCCCCGAUCCAAUCUUUACUGGAACGAAAGAAGAUGUGGAAAUACUAGUUAAGAAGCUCGUAACUUGUAUCCAGGGAGAAGCUAUCUCCAUCCUCGCGGUUGUCGGAAAGGGUGGGGUGGGAAAAGAAACGUUAACUAGGGAAGUUUUAAAUCAUGGAGAUAUCAAAGCUCGAUUUGGAUCACAUGUGUGGGUUCAUGUUUCUGGAAUUUCUGAUCCAGUUAUGCUUUUCAAAACAAUCCUUUCGAUGUUGACGUCAGAUACUAAUAUUGGUGGAGUUGAGACCGAGGAAGAUAUCCUCAAGGGGCUUCAGCAAGCUUUGAAGGAUACUACUUAUAUCCUUGUUCUUGAUAAUGCUCGGUAUGAAGAUGUUAAAAAAUGGAAAAAAGAUUUAGAUAAGAUAUCGAAAGUAACUUCUACAAAGGGAAAUGCAAUCAUCAUCACUACUAAGAAUUCAGAAGUUGCUUCAUUUGUGGAACCGUUUUACACUCAUAAUUUGAAUGUCUUAUCAGAUGAAGAUUGUUGGCUCAUAAUUAAAAAAAAAAAGCUUUUUCCAAAUGGAGAUGUUGAAUCAGGAUAUGAGCUUGUUGGAACAGAAAUUGCAAAAGGAUGUCAGGGAUUGCCGUUAGCUGCUAAUGUAGUUGGUGGAGUGCUUAAAGGUACAUCAAUGGAAUAGUGGAACGUUUUCAAAGAAAGGUGUCUCUCAGAUACUGAAAAAGCCAAGAGUAUCUCGAAUAUAUUGAAAUGGAGUUUCAAUCGUUUGCCUUCGUCAUCACUCAAGAUGUGCUUCGCGUAUUACUCAAUUUUUCCUAAAGGUUGCAAAAUUAUGAAGCAGGAGUUGAUUGAGUUGUGGAUUGCGGAACAGUUUCUUCAACCAAAUGGAGGACCAAAUGAUAUGGAGUCUGAGGCCGACACGUUUUCGAAUGUACUUGUA